AUGCUCAAGACAAUUUGGCAUAAACUCUGUAGGACAGUAACCAUGAGCUCAAGAGGCAAGGUGAUCGUUGUAGCGGGAACCACAGGGGUCGGUAAGUCUCAAUUGUCCAUCCAAUUGGCAGAGCGGUUCAAUGGUGAGGUGAUCAAUUCGGACUCGAUGCAGGUCUAUAAGGGAAUCCCCGUAAUCACGAAUAAACAUCCUGUUCAGGAGCGGAACGGCAUUGAGCACCAUGUGAUGAACCACGUCGAUUGGUCCGAGGAGUACUUCCUGCAUAGGUUCGAGAAGGAGUGUGACCAGGCGAUCUCUGACAUCCAUAGCAGAGGUAAGUUGGCCAUCAUAGUAGGUGGAACCCACUAUUACCUGCAGUGUUUGUUCAACAAGCGCAUUGAUGCUGUCUCAAGGGAGCUUUCGGAGACGGAGGCGGCUAUGCUGGAGUCGGAAGACCCUCAGUCGCUGUACGACACUUUGAAGGAAUGCGACCCAAGGAUUGCUAGCAAAUUCCAUCCAAACGAUGUCAGAAGAGUCAAAAGAAUGCUGGAGAUUUUCUACAAAACUGGCAAAAAGCCUAGUGAUGCAUAUGCUGAACAGCAAGUGGGCCUCCGCUAUGAUACGCUAUUCUUUUGGCUCUAUAGCGACCCUGAGCCUCUGAACAGCAGGCUCGACGACCGGGUGGAUAAGAUGCUAGAGGUGGGAGGCAUGGCAGAGAUUAAUGAACUUUACGAGUGCUAUAAAUCCAAGAAUUACGAUGUGGACCAGUGCGAGAACGGCGUGUGGCAAGUCAUUGGAUUCAAGGAAUUCUUGCCCUGGCUGGAAAAGCAACCGAAUACUUCCUUCGAGGAAUGCGUGGAUCGAAUGAAGAUUAGAACUAGGCAGUAUGCUAAGAAGCAAGUGAAAUGGAUUAAGAAAAUGCUGAUUCCUGAUAUAAAUGGUGACAUUUACCUUCUCGAUGCCAGCGAUCUUUCUAAAUGGGACGCCAAUGUAGCAGAAAGAUCAACGAAGAUAACUGAAAACUUUGUCAAUGGCGAACCUAUGUCCCAGGAGAGAGCUCCUGCUGGUUUAGUUGCUCUUCUAGAUCACAAGAGCGAAUGCCGGACCCCGAUGAGCGAUACACAACAAUUCACCUGUGACAUAUGUUUUGAUAAAAAUGGAAAGCCGCUCGUCGCUGUCGGCCAAGGCAAUUGGGAGAUUCAUAGUAGAAGCAGGCGACAUAGAUCGAAUCUUACCCGUGGAACCCGUAAGGCCGCUUACGAAAAGUGGAAACAAGCAAAGGAAAAAGAUGUUGAAGGCGAGUAA
Torulaspora globosa is the source of this 1293-nucleotide messenger RNA. It is a transcript of the gene MOD5, whose product is annotated as tRNA dimethylallyltransferase. The record is from RefSeq and is a predicted model, not a curated record. Lineage: Eukaryota; Fungi; Ascomycota; Saccharomycetes; Saccharomycetales; Saccharomycetaceae. Gene Ontology annotation, molecular function: ATP binding; tRNA dimethylallyltransferase activity. Gene Ontology annotation, cellular component: mitochondrion. Gene Ontology annotation, biological process: tRNA modification. The transcript has a single exon. The coding region runs from base 1 to 1293 and encodes 430 amino acids.